CUAUUCCAAAAAUAACCCGGACAUUAAAGAUUAGGUUCCAUCAUCUUCUUACCCACUCUAUAUCUUCAACACUUGCAUUGCGGCUAGGGUUUCACCAAACCCUCAUCUAUCUCACUCCAAUCCUCAAGAUUUUCAAGGGUUUUUCUGGGUUUUCGAUCUUGAUUCGACAUGACAACCACGAAUUGGAAUUAGGGUUCUCUCUGUUAUAAAGAUUGAAACUUUGUAUCUUAAAGAUUUCAAGAAAGAACCGAACAAAUGGCGACCAUGAACCCUUUUGAUUUGCUCGGAGAUGAUGACAACGAUGACGUGUCACAGCUUGUGGAAAAGAUCGCUGCUGCGCCACCGAAGAAAGCUCCGGCCGCCGCCGCCGGUAAAGCCGCUGCGCCGCCGGCUAAGCUGCCGUCUAAGCCGGUUCCUCCGGCUCAAGCUGUGAGAGAGGCUAGAAACGAAGGCGGACGUGGUGGCCGUGGCGGUCGUGGGUACGGGCGUGGUGGCCGUGGCGGUCGUGGGUACGAUAGAGAUUCCGCCAACAACGAGGGUUCGUUUGGUAACCGUGCAAUCUCAGGUGGUCAAGGUGGUACUGAAGAGUCUAACGGUAGAUCUUUCGAGAGACGUGGUGGAUAUGGCGGUCCUCGUGGUGGUUUCCGCGGUGGUCGCCAAGGUUCUUUUGGUAAUGGAGAUGCUGAGGAUGGUGAACGUCCACGUCGCACAUUUGACCGCCGCAGCGGGACCGGCCAUGGGAAUGAAUUCAAACGUGAGGGAGCUGGUCGUGGAAACUGGGGAGCUCAGGCUGAUGAGAUCAAUCAUGAGAUUCAGGAAGCUGUGGUUGAAGGCGAGAAAACUGUGGCCGCUGAUAAGCCCACCGAGGAAGAAGCAAGCGAUGUGAAAAACGAGAAUCCUGCACCUGAAACUGUUGAGGAGCCUGAAGUUAAGGAAAUGACCCUGGAAGAAUAUCAAAUCGUUUUGGAGGAAAAAAGGAAAGCUCUUGCGGCACUCAAGACCGAGGAAAGGAAAGUGGAAGUCGACAAAGAUCUUGCAUCCAUGCAGCAACUCUCGAACAAGAAAACCAAUGACGACAUUUUUGUCAAAUUGGGUUCUGACAAAGAUAAGCGUAAAGAGAUUGCCGACAAAGAAGAGCGUACUAAGAAGUCACUCAGCAUCAAUGAAUUCUUGAAACCUGCUGAGGGUGAACGCCAGUACACUGGCGGCCGUGGGCGUGGACGUGGCGGUUCUCGAGGCGGUGGUCGUUUCAACCAAGGUGGUGGUGGUUCAAGCUACGCACCCGAAGCGCCAAAAAUCGAGGAUCCUAGUCACUUUCCCACCUUAGGUGGUAAGUGAGAGACCCUUGUUUUUAUACCGCCAUUCGUAUUUCAUGAAAAUUAUCUCGAAAUGGCGGGAAUACAACGAGAGUCAAGAAUAAUGCAAGUUUCAUGUGUCAAGUCUACUCCGCGUCUUAAAUGAGUGUUUUUUUGUGUUUUCAUAUGCUCUUUGUACUAUUUUGUUUCGGUCUUUUUGUUAGUCUGUCUUGUGUUCGGGUUUUAUUUAUGGUGUUUUUUAAAGUUUUAGAGAUUUCGGAGCAUAUGGAGACCAAUUAAUUUGUCGUUUGAGACGCUUGUUUCUCAAUUUUGUUUUGAAAUAGAUGAACGAUGAUUUUUACUUAUUUUGAUUUA
Molecule: messenger RNA, 1670 nt
Organism: Helianthus annuus (common sunflower)
Lineage: Eukaryota; Viridiplantae; Streptophyta; Magnoliopsida; Asterales; Asteraceae
Product: RGG repeats nuclear RNA binding protein A
Exons: 7
Coding region: 256-1338 (360 amino acids)
Cellular component (GO): nucleus; cytoplasm
Molecular function (GO): RNA binding
Source: RefSeq, a predicted model, not a curated record